Messenger RNA from Schistocerca nitens (vagrant locust), 8835 nucleotides. RefSeq lists its product as uncharacterized. The record is from RefSeq and is a predicted model, not a curated record. The coding region runs from base 1 to 8835 and encodes 2944 amino acids. The transcript has 3 exons. Lineage: Eukaryota; Metazoa; Arthropoda; Insecta; Orthoptera; Acrididae.
AUGGACACCACUCCUUUUGAGGGCAGCAUCCCUACUGAGGACAGAAGAUCUUGGGAUGGGAGAACCACACAAUGCGGGGACGGCACACCAGGCGGGGACGGCACACCAGGCGGGGACGGCACACCAGGCGGGGACGGCACACCAGGCGGGGACGGCACACCAGGCGGGGACGGCACACCAGGCGGGGACGGCACACCAGGCGGGGACGGCACACCAGGCGGGGACGGCACACCAGGCGGGGACGGCACACCAGGCGGGGACGGCACACCAGGCGGGGACGGCACACCAGGCGGGGACGGCACACCAGGCGGGGACGGCACACCAGGCGGGGACGGCACACCAGGCGGGGACGGCACACCAGGCGGGGACGGCACACCAGGCGGGGACGGCACACCAGGCGGGGACGGCACACCAGGCGGGGACGGCACACCAGGCGGGGACGGCACACCAGGCGGGGACGGCACACCAGGCGGGGACGGCACACCAGGCGGGGACGGCACACCAGGCGGGGACGGCACACCAGGCGGGGACGGCACACCAGGCGGGGACGGCACACCAGGCGGGGACGGCACACCAGGCGGGGACGGCACACCAGGCGGGGACGGCACACCAGGCGGGGACGGCACACCAGGCGGGGACGGCACACCAGGCGGGGACGGCACACCAGGCGGGGACGGCACACCAGGCGGGGACGGCACACCAGGCGGGGACGGCACACCAGGCGGGGACGGCACACCAGGCGGGGACGGCACACCAGGCGGGGACGGCACACCAGGCGGGGACGGCACACCAGGCGGGGACGGCACACCAGGCGGGGACGGCACACCAGGCGGGGACGGCACACCAGGCGGGGACGGCACACCAGGCGGGGACGGCACACCAGGCGGGGACGGCACACCAGGCGGGGACGGCACACCAGGCGGGGACGGCACACCAGGCGGGGACGGCACACCAGGCGGGGACGGCACACCAGGCGGGGACGGCACACCAGGCGGGGACGGCACACCAGGCGGGGACGGCACACCAGGCGGGGACGGCACACCAGGCGGGGACGGCACACCAGGCGGGGACGGCACACCAGGCGGGGACGGCACACCAGGCGGGGACGGCACACCAGGCGGGGACGGCACACCAGGCGGGGACGGCACACCAGGCGGGGACGGCACACCAGGCGGGGACGGCACACCAGGCGGGGACGGCACACCAGGCGGGGACGGCACACCAGGCGGGGACGGCACACCAGGCGGGGACGGCACACCAGGCGGGGACGGCACACCAGGCGGGGACGGCACACCAGGCGGGGACGGCACACCAGGCGGGGACGGCACACCAGGCGGGGACGGCACACCAGGCGGGGACGGCACACCAGGCGGGGACGGCACACCAGGCGGGGACGGCACACCAGGCGGGGACGGCACACCAGGCGGGGACGGCACACCAGGCGGGGACGGCACACCAGGCGGGGACGGCACACCAGGCGGGGACGGCACACCAGGCGGGGACGGCACACCAGGCGGGGACGGCACACCAGGCGGGGACGGCACACCAGGCGGGGACGGCACACCAGGCGGGGACGGCACACCAGGCGGGGACGGCACACCAGGCGGGGACGGCACACCAGGCGGGGACGGCACACCAGGCGGGGACGGCACACCAGGCGGGGACGGCACACCAGGCGGGGACGGCACACCAGGCGGGGACGGCACACCAGGCGGGGACGGCACACCAGGCGGGGACGGCACACCAGGCGGGGACGGCACACCAGGCGGGGACGGCACACCAGGCGGGGACGGCACACCAGGCGGGGACGGCACACCAGGCGGGGACGGCACACCAGGCGGGGACGGCACACCAGGCGGGGACGGCACACCAGGCGGGGACGGCACACCAGGCGGGGACGGCACACCAGGCGGGGACGGCACACCAGGCGGGGACGGCACACCAGGCGGGGACGGCACACCAGGCGGGGACGGCACACCAGGCGGGGACGGCACACCAGGCGGGGACGGCACACCAGGCGGGGACGGCACACCAGGCGGGGACGGCACACCAGGCGGGGACGGCACACCAGGCGGGGACGGCACACCAGGCGGGGACGGCACACCAGGCGGGGACGGCACACCAGGCGGGGACGGCACACCAGGCGGGGACGGCACACCAGGCGGGGACGGCACACCAGGCGGGGACGGCACACCAGGCGGGGACGGCACACCAGGCGGGGACGGCACACCAGGCGGGGACGGCACACCAGGCGGGGACGGCACACCAGGCGGGGACGGCACACCAGGCGGGGACGGCACACCAGGCGGGGACGGCACACCAGGCGGGGACGGCACACCAGGCGGGGACGGCACACCAGGCGGGGACGGCACACCAGGCGGGGACGGCACACCAGGCGGGGACGGCACACCAGGCGGGGACGGCACACCAGGCGGGGACGGCACACCAGGCGGGGACGGCACACCAGGCGGGGACGGCACACCAGGCGGGGACGGCACACCAGGCGGGGACGGCACACCAGGCGGGGACGGCACACCAGGCGGGGACGGCACACCAGGCGGGGACGGCACACCAGGCGGGGACGGCACACCAGGCGGGGACGGCACACCAGGCGGGGACGGCACACCAGGCGGGGACGGCACACCAGGCGGGGACGGCACACCAGGCGGGGACGGCACACCAGGCGGGGACGGCACACCAGGCGGGGACGGCACACCAGGCGGGGACGGCACACCAGGCGGGGACGGCACACCAGGCGGGGACGGCACACCAGGCGGGGACGGCACACCAGGCGGGGACGGCACACCAGGCGGGGACGGCACACCAGGCGGGGACGGCACACCAGGCGGGGACGGCACACCAGGCGGGGACGGCACACCAGGCGGGGACGGCACACCAGGCGGGGACGGCACACCAGGCGGGGACGGCACACCAGGCGGGGACGGCACACCAGGCGGGGACGGCACACCAGGCGGGGACGGCACACCAGGCGGGGACGGCACACCAGGCGGGGACGGCACACCAGGCGGGGACGGCACACCAGGCGGGGACGGCACACCAGGCGGGGACGGCACACCAGGCGGGGACGGCACACCAGGCGGGGACGGCACACCAGGCGGGGACGGCACACCAGGCGGGGACGGCACACCAGGCGGGGACGGCACACCAGGCGGGGACGGCACACCAGGCGGGGACGGCACACCAGGCGGGGACGGCACACCAGGCGGGGACGGCACACCAGGCGGGGACGGCACACCAGGCGGGGACGGCACACCAGGCGGGGACGGCACACCAGGCGGGGACGGCACACCAGGCGGGGACGGCACACCAGGCGGGGACGGCACACCAGGCGGGGACGGCACACCAGGCGGGGACGGCACACCAGGCGGGGACGGCACACCAGGCGGGGACGGCACACCAGGCGGGGACGGCACACCAGGCGGGGACGGCACACCAGGCGGGGACGGCACACCAGGCGGGGACGGCACACCAGGCGGGGACGGCACACCAGGCGGGGACGGCACACCAGGCGGGGACGGCACACCAGGCGGGGACGGCACACCAGGCGGGGACGGCACACCAGGCGGGGACGGCACACCAGGCGGGGACGGCACACCAGGCGGGGACGGCACACCAGGCGGGGACGGCACACCAGGCGGGGACGGCACACCAGGCGGGGACGGCACACCAGGCGGGGACGGCACACCAGGCGGGGACGGCACACCAGGCGGGGACGGCACACCAGGCGGGGACGGCACACCAGGCGGGGACGGCACACCAGGCGGGGACGGCACACCAGGCGGGGACGGCACACCAGGCGGGGACGGCACACCAGGCGGGGACGGCACACCAGGCGGGGACGGCACACCAGGCGGGGACGGCACACCAGGCGGGGACGGCACACCAGGCGGGGACGGCACACCAGGCGGGGACGGCACACCAGGCGGGGACGGCACACCAGGCGGGGACGGCACACCAGGCGGGGACGGCACACCAGGCGGGGACGGCACACCAGGCGGGGACGGCACACCAGGCGGGGACGGCACACCAGGCGGGGACGGCACACCAGGCGGGGACGGCACACCAGGCGGGGACGGCACACCAGGCGGGGACGGCACACCAGGCGGGGACGGCACACCAGGCGGGGACGGCACACCAGGCGGGGACGGCACACCAGGCGGGGACGGCACACCAGGCGGGGACGGCACACCAGGCGGGGACGGCACACCAGGCGGGGACGGCACACCAGGCGGGGACGGCACACCAGGCGGGGACGGCACACCAGGCGGGGACGGCACACCAGGCGGGGACGGCACACCAGGCGGGGACGGCACACCAGGCGGGGACGGCACACCAGGCGGGGACGGCACACCAGGCGGGGACGGCACACCAGGCGGGGACGGCACACCAGGCGGGGACGGCACACCAGGCGGGGACGGCACACCAGGCGGGGACGGCACACCAGGCGGGGACGGCACACCAGGCGGGGACGGCACACCAGGCGGGGACGGCACACCAGGCGGGGACGGCACACCAGGCGGGGACGGCACACCAGGCGGGGACGGCACACCAGGCGGGGACGGCACACCAGGCGGGGACGGCACACCAGGCGGGGACGGCACACCAGGCGGGGACGGCACACCAGGCGGGGACGGCACACCAGGCGGGGACGGCACACCAGGCGGGGACGGCACACCAGGCGGGGACGGCACACCAGGCGGGGACGGCACACCAGGCGGGGACGGCACACCAGGCGGGGACGGCACACCAGGCGGGGACGGCACACCAGGCGGGGACGGCACACCAGGCGGGGACGGCACACCAGGCGGGGACGGCACACCAGGCGGGGACGGCACACCAGGCGGGGACGGCACACCAGGCGGGGACGGCACACCAGGCGGGGACGGCACACCAGGCGGGGACGGCACACCAGGCGGGGACGGCACACCAGGCGGGGACGGCACACCAGGCGGGGACGGCACACCAGGCGGGGACGGCACACCAGGCGGGGACGGCACACCAGGCGGGGACGGCACACCAGGCGGGGACGGCACACCAGGCGGGGACGGCACACCAGGCGGGGACGGCACACCAGGCGGGGACGGCACACCAGGCGGGGACGGCACACCAGGCGGGGACGGCACACCAGGCGGGGACGGCACACCAGGCGGGGACGGCACACCAGGCGGGGACGGCACACCAGGCGGGGACGGCACACCAGGCGGGGACGGCACACCAGGCGGGGACGGCACACCAGGCGGGGACGGCACACCAGGCGGGGACGGCACACCAGGCGGGGACGGCACACCAGGCGGGGACGGCACACCAGGCGGGGACGGCACACCAGGCGGGGACGGCACACCAGGCGGGGACGGCACACCAGGCGGGGACGGCACACCAGGCGGGGACGGCACACCAGGCGGGGACGGCACACCAGGCGGGGACGGCACACCAGGCGGGGACGGCACACCAGGCGGGGACGGCACACCAGGCGGGGACGGCACACCAGGCGGGGACGGCACACCAGGCGGGGACGGCACACCAGGCGGGGACGGCACACCAGGCGGGGACGGCACACCAGGCGGGGACGGCACACCAGGCGGGGACGGCACACCAGGCGGGGACGGCACACCAGGCGGGGACGGCACACCAGGCGGGGACGGCACACCAGGCGGGGACGGCACACCAGGCGGGGACGGCACACCAGGCGGGGACGGCACACCAGGCGGGGACGGCACACCAGGCGGGGACGGCACACCAGGCGGGGACGGCACACCAGGCGGGGACGGCACACCAGGCGGGGACGGCACACCAGGCGGGGACGGCACACCAGGCGGGGACGGCACACCAGGCGGGGACGGCACACCAGGCGGGGACGGCACACCAGGCGGGGACGGCACACCAGGCGGGGACGGCACACCAGGCGGGGACGGCACACCAGGCGGGGACGGCACACCAGGCGGGGACGGCACACCAGGCGGGGACGGCACACCAGGCGGGGACGGCACACCAGGCGGGGACGGCACACCAGGCGGGGACGGCACACCAGGCGGGGACGGCACACCAGGCGGGGACGGCACACCAGGCGGGGACGGCACACCAGGCGGGGACGGCACACCAGGCGGGGACGGCACACCAGGCGGGGACGGCACACCAGGCGGGGACGGCACACCAGGCGGGGACGGCACACCAGGCGGGGACGGCACACCAGGCGGGGACGGCACACCAGGCGGGGACGGCACACCAGGCGGGGACGGCACACCAGGCGGGGACGGCACACCAGGCGGGGACGGCACACCAGGCGGGGACGGCACACCAGGCGGGGACGGCACACCAGGCGGGGACGGCACACCAGGCGGGGACGGCACACCAGGCGGGGACGGCACACCAGGCGGGGACGGCACACCAGGCGGGGACGGCACACCAGGCGGGGACGGCACACCAGGCGGGGACGGCACACCAGGCGGGGACGGCACACCAGGCGGGGACGGCACACCAGGCGGGGACGGCACACCAGGCGGGGACGGCACACCAGGCGGGGACGGCACACCAGGCGGGGACGGCACACCAGGCGGGGACGGCACACCAGGCGGGGACGGCACACCAGGCGGGGACGGCACACCAGGCGGGGACGGCACACCAGGCGGGGACGGCACACCAGGCGGGGACGGCACACCAGGCGGGGACGGCACACCAGGCGGGGACGGCACACCAGGCGGGGACGGCACACCAGGCGGGGACGGCACACCAGGCGGGGACGGCACACCAGGCGGGGACGGCACACCAGGCGGGGACGGCACACCAGGCGGGGACGGCACACCAGGCGGGGACGGCACACCAGGCGGGGACGGCACACCAGGCGGGGACGGCACACCAGGCGGGGACGGCACACCAGGCGGGGACGGCACACCAGGCGGGGACGGCACACCAGGCGGGGACGGCACACCAGGCGGGGACGGCACACCAGGCGGGGACGGCACACCAGGCGGGGACGGCACACCAGGCGGGGACGGCACACCAGGCGGGGACGGCACACCAGGCGGGGACGGCACACCAGGCGGGGACGGCACACCAGGCGGGGACGGCACACCAGGCGGGGACGGCACACCAGGCGGGGACGGCACACCAGGCGGGGACGGCACACCAGGCGGGGACGGCACACCAGGCGGGGACGGCACACCAGGCGGGGACGGCACACCAGGCGGGGACGGCACACCAGGCGGGGACGGCACACCAGGCGGGGACGGCACACCAGGCGGGGACGGCACACCAGGCGGGGACGGCACACCAGGCGGGGACGGCACACCAGGCGGGGACGGCACACCAGGCGGGGACGGCACACCAGGCGGGGACGGCACACCAGGCGGGGACGGCACACCAGGCGGGGACGGCACACCAGGCGGGGACGGCACACCAGGCGGGGACGGCACACCAGGCGGGGACGGCACACCAGGCGGGGACGGCACACCAGGCGGGGACGGCACACCAGGCGGGGACGGCACACCAGGCGGGGACGGCACACCAGGCGGGGACGGCACACCAGGCGGGGACGGCACACCAGGCGGGGACGGCACACCAGGCGGGGACGGCACACCAGGCGGGGACGGCACACCAGGCGGGGACGGCACACCAGGCGGGGACGGCACACCAGGCGGGGACGGCACACCAGGCGGGGACGGCACACCAGGCGGGGACGGCACACCAGGCGGGGACGGCACACCAGGCGGGGACGGCACACCAGGCGGGGACGGCACACCAGGCGGGGACGGCACACCAGGCGGGGACGGCACACCAGGCGGGGACGGCACACCAGGCGGGGACGGCACACCAGGCGGGGACGGCACACCAGGCGGGGACGGCACACCAGGCGGGGACGGCACACCAGGCGGGGACGGCACACCAGGCGGGGACGGCACACCAGGCGGGGACGGCACACCAGGCGGGGACGGCACACCAGGCGGGGACGGCACACCAGGCGGGGACGGCACACCAGGCGGGGACGGCACACCAGGCGGGGACGGCACACCAGGCGGGGACGGCACACCAGGCGGGGACGGCACACCAGGCGGGGACGGCACACCAGGCGGGGACGGCACACCAGGCGGGGACGGCACACCAGGCGGGGACGGCACACCAGGCGGGGACGGCACACCAGGCGGGGACGGCACACCAGGCGGGGACGGCACACCAGGCGGGGACGGCACACCAGGCGGGGACGGCACACCAGGCGGGGACGGCACACCAGGCGGGGACGGCACACCAGGCGGGGACGGCACACCAGGCGGGGACGGCACACCAGGCGGGGACGGCACACCAGGCGGGGACGGCACACCAGGCGGGGACGGCACACCAGGCGGGGACGGCACACCAGGCGGGGACGGCACACCAGGCGGGGACGGCACACCAGGCGGGGACGGCACACCAGGCGGGGACGGCACACCAGGCGGGGACGGCACACCAGGCGGGGACGGCACACCAGGCGGGGACGGCACACCAGGCGGGGACGGCACACCAGGCGGGGACGGCACACCAGGCGGGGACGGCACACCAGGCGGGGACGGCACACCAGGCGGGGACGGCACACCAGGCGGGGACGGCACACCAGGCGGGGACGGCACACCAGGCGGGGACGGCACACCAGGCGGGGACGGCACACCAGGCGGGGACGGCACACCAGGCGGGGACGGCACACCAGGCGGGGACGGCACACCAGGCGGGGACGGCACACCAGGCGGGGACGGCACACCAGGCGGGGACGGCACACCAGGCGGGGACGGCACACCAGCAACCUUACUGUAUACAGUAACACUUGCAUGUUCAGAUAUACUGAUAUGA